Molecule: messenger RNA, 3043 nt
Organism: Telopea speciosissima
Lineage: Eukaryota; Viridiplantae; Streptophyta; Magnoliopsida; Proteales; Proteaceae
Product: probable E3 ubiquitin-protein ligase ZFP1
Exons: 7
Coding region: 1228-2895 (555 amino acids)
Molecular function (GO): ubiquitin protein ligase activity
Source: RefSeq, a predicted model, not a curated record
CCUCUCUCUCUCUAUCUAUUUCCCAGUUGUUAGAGCAUUUAAUUCCUCUAAACUGAUUCUCUCAGAAACAUUGAUACCACCAGUGGUUUUGACCAUUUGGAUGGUUGUUUGGGUUGUCCAUGUCGAUUGACUCCAGUAAUUCUCUCGAUUUGAUUUUCUUACGAUCCUACAUUCUUUUUGUCAGGUCCCCCCUUGCUUAGCCUCUGGAACAUUCCUAGUCUUGAUUCUCUAGUGUUGAUUUAUUUACUGUUAACAGGCACUUUGUUUUGUGUCAAGGUUUAUUUACUUCCUAGCCAUCUACACGACAGCGUAAUCUUGUGGAUGGCUUGGUUGGCCUUUCUUCUUUACAGCGAACAACUGAAUUAUGGAUGGUGUUGCAGGCACCUUUUGAAUUCACCGGGCAACAGAAGGAAGGAUUUCCAUUCCUGAAAUCCUGCAUUCUCAUCAAAUUUCAUUAUUCGUGAACUCUUGGAGAGAACAAUAGUGAUUACAAAGACUUCAUUUUUUGAUUUGCAGAGUUACUACUUAAAUUGUGCUCAUGGAGAGUGCACAACAUUGCCAUGCUAAUCCAAGCAAUAGAGGCUGUGUUGGGAUGGUGCUUUUUGCUCAUAGCUGUGUAGUUCUUUCUGAGGAUGGUAGGAUCCUUGGGAAUAGCAUAUGUGAGUAAUUUUCUAGACAAUGGUUGAACAUGCUAAGGGGCAUUGAUGAAAUUAGAGAUCCAGGAAUAACCUAAUAUCUCUUGUUAUUGCUGCCUUGCUAGCUUUGACAUGAUGGAUCUCAUCUGCUACAAUUUCACAAAGUGGAUUCAUAAGAGGCCAGUCAUAUUUUGAUUGUUCACUGGGGAGCCCUUUUAUUUAUGUGGGAGGAUUUCUGAAACUGUAAAACAUUGGAUGUGAUAAUACAAUGGCGGAAACUCCAGGCAUGGUACAAGGAUAGAUGUAAGAAUUCUGGGUAUGAUGUGUCAGAACUGUGAGAAAGUUUAUAUUCUUGUGGGCAUGAAGCUUGCAUCUAGAGAUUUUAGUAAAUACCUAUUAACGUAGAGAGAAGAUUUUGGCUGUCUUAUAAAUCUUUCUUAAUUCCGAUCUUUACAUGAUCAACAAAUCUUUUUGGCAUAUCCAUAAAUUGAUCUCAUUCUGGAGCAAGUGAUUUUAGAGGUGGGAUUUCUUUUGCUCUUUCUAGUUUCUGCUCCGGAACCUAACUCCUCUUAGACUUUGGGGUUGCAUUAUUAUGGGGCAUAGGCAUUUGUUUGGCAAAUCCCAACUUUUUGACAUGGAACCUGAUCAGAGCCGGAACCAUAUACCUGCUGAGCAGCCUUUUGUGCAUUUGGGCAGGGUCGGUCAUCCAGAAAAUGGUUCUGUUGUUUUUCCUGUUGAAAGUAUUUCGACAACUGGGGUAACUUCUGCCUCCCAGUGGAAUUCAGCAUCGAGGUCAAAUGACUAUCCAUCAUCGAGUAUCAGCAUGGAAGUACCACAUUAUCGACCGGCUUCUGGAGGCUCAUCUUAUGAUCCCUUCCUGCAGCCAUCAGCUGUUGGGAGCUACUGUCCAGCCUCACAGAAUUAUACUCACCAUGCAUCUUCUUCUAGCUAUUACAGAGACACAAUUCAUGGUGUUGAGGGAAGUGCUGUCAAUCCUACUGUUGGUGGUGGAAGAGGGUCACGUAAAAGAAAAAGCCCAGCAAUUUCUAUGGUCUGUGAGAGAGGCAGUAGUAGCAGAUACUACAAUACUGGAAGUUCCUCUGAUGUCCGUAUUUCCCCCAAUGUGCAGCAGGAGAAACCUAAUUUACAUUCUCAACAUUGGGUUUGGGAUCCUAUCAGCAUAAACUCCAGUUAUAGAGGUGGAAGUCUGUCAAUUGGGAAUGAAGGUUCACAAAGGAAUGUAAGAAGCCGAUCUGCUCUUGAUUUGGAAGCGAAUCUAGCUAGAACCCACUUAUCAAGCAGUGUUUCUCGCCAUCCCCAUUCAUCUGGCUAUCCAAUCGAUCAUUCUGGCAUGAUGGAUCUUGCUCGUCUUGGUGUUAAUGCAACCACUCAGGAAUGGAGCCAUAAUUCCGUUUCUCCUGCUGCUCGAGGAAUAAUUCCAGCUUUAGAUACCACUAGCUCGAGUCACGAGACCAACCAGUUUUUGGGAGUCUGCAAUGGUAAUGGUUCUGUAGAGAUUGGUGGGUACCAGAAUGAUUGCAUUUUGAGCAGAAAUCCUGCUAUUCCUCCACAAAAUCUUCAUGGUAACCCAAUUCAAGCUGUGAGGAGUGGUCGCAGUGGCUAUUACCAAUCAUCAUCUACACCCGCUUACAGGGCCUCUUUGAGCUACCCACGCUUGGGGCACAUCACAUAUUCUUCAGAAGAUGUCCUGCAGUUGGCAUCUGAAACUUAUUCUUCGAGAUAUUUAAGGUCAUCAUCUACUGUGGGGUGGCGUAGCAAUGACAGGAAUGGAAGAUCUAGGAUACCUUAUGAAAGGUUCCGAUCACUUUCUGAUGAGGCAGGUGCCCGUGGUAGAUUGGUAUCCGAGGGUCUUAUGAUAGAUCGCUCAGCCUUUUAUGGUUCCAGGAAUCUGUUUGAUCAGCAUAGGGAGAUGAGGCUAGAUGUAGACAACAUGAGUUAUGAGGAACUCGUCGCUCUAGGAGAAAGGAUUGGGAGUGUCAACACAGGCUUGUCAGGAGAUACGAUUUCAAAGUGUAUGACAGAGACAAUAUAUUGUUCCUCAGAUCAAAUACAGGAGGAGGAAGGAACUUGUGUGAUCUGCCUGGAAGGGUACAAGGACAGGGAAGAGGUUGGGACAUUGAAUAACUGUAGCCAUGAUUAUCAUGUGAAUUGUAUCAAGAAAUGGUUGUCUAUGAAGAAUGUCUGCCCGAUCUGCAAGACACCUGCUCUAACUGAAGAUGAUGAUUCGAAGGAUGAAUAGCUCUUUUUUGCAUAAAGAAUAUGCAUGGGGCUUUGUCCAUCUUGUAAAUAUAUAGGACUCAUAGACAGUCUCCUAAAGGAAGGAGAUAGACUAGCCUGCAAAAUUUGUAUAGGGAUGAUGUUCAAUUUCAAUUUCUUUAGUUAUUCAC